Molecule: messenger RNA, 2442 nt
Organism: Emiliania huxleyi CCMP1516
Lineage: Eukaryota; Haptophyta; Isochrysidales; Noelaerhabdaceae
Exons: 2
Coding region: 1-2442 (813 amino acids)
Cellular component (GO): cytoplasm
Source: RefSeq, a predicted model, not a curated record
AUGAGCCCUUCCCGGGAGGGCGUGCUGCCGCCCCAGGCGGGAGUUGCCGAGAUGCUAGGGACCGCCGACGCCAAGGCGGUCAUCCUAGCAGACAUCCCGGGCGCGUCAAAGGCCGCCGCGCCGCCGGAGGAGGAGCACUGCCACAGCCACGGCCACUCGCACUCCGACGGCGACUCGGGGACGAAGCGGGCAGACGGCAAGCUUCCCAUCACCGUUCUCACCGGCUUCCUCGGCGCGGGCAAGACCACCCUCCUCAACCACCUGCUGCAGACGCAGCGCGAGCUCAAGGUUGCCGUCAUCGAGAACGAGUUUGGCGAGGUGCCGAUCGACAACGAGCUGCUCGCGCAAAACAAGCUGGCGGCCGCCGAGCAGGUGGUGGUGAUGGACAACGGCUGCAUGUGCUGCUCGGUCCGCGGGGACAUCCUCGGCGCCUUCACCUCCAUCAUCGACGCGGUCGACUCUGGCAACGGCCUCGACGCAGUCAUCAUCGAGACGACGGGGAUGGCCGACCCGGUUCCUAUCGUGCGCACGCUGCUCCAGACGCCGGUCAUCGCCAGCCGCUUCGCGCUCGCGGGCGUGGUGACGCUAGUCGACGCCAAGAACAUCCUGCGCCGGCUGCAGGAGCUUGACGAGGAGCAAGAGGACGACCCGGACGCACCGCCCGAUGAGGCCUUCCAGCAACUCAUGUUUGCAGACACGAUCGUCCUCAACAAGAUUGACCUCGUCGGCAGCGCCGUCGCUCUCGAGGUGUGGGAGCGGCUGCGCUCGAUUAACGAAAAGGCGGACGUACUCCCGUGCGUGCGCGGCGCCGUCGACCCGGCUGAGCUCGUCGCGGCGACCGGCUUCGAUAUGGAGCGGAUGGGCGAUGAGUUUGGGGAGGACCACGGGCACGAGCACCACGGGCACGAAGAGCACGGGCACAGCGACCACCACGAGCACUCGCACAACGGCGAGGUGUGCACCAGCGACCACGACCACGACGACCACGGGCACGAGCACCACGGGCACGAAGAGCACGGGCACAGCGACCACCACGAGCACUCGCACAACGGCGAGGUGUGCACCAGCGACCACGACCACGCGACGCACCACAACAAGCAGGUGGGCUCCUUCUCGCUCAUCAGAGAGGGGGUCGCCGUUCGCCCGCUCGCCUUCGCGCGCUGGAUGCGCAAGGUCGCCUCCGCCAAGCGGGAGGAGGUCGGCGUGCUGUACCGCUCCAAGGCGGUGCUCGCGGUGCACGGCGCGCGCGCAAAGCUCGCUUUCCACGCGGUGCAAGACGUGAUGGAGAAGAAGCUCGUGGGCGGCUGGGCGGUCGACGAGGCGCGCUCCUGCAAGGUCGUCUUCAUCGGCAAGCGACUCGACCGCCCCUUCUUCGAGCAGUCCUUCGAUGCCUGCACCUCCCCUCUCCGCACGCCGCUCUGCGCCUCGCCGCCCGCCGCCGGCUGCGCGCCGGGCGGGCCGCAGCUGCAGCCGGCGGCCGGCUCGUUCCUGCUCGGUCUCGCCGCGGCGGCGCCCGAGCUGCUCUACCUCCUCACCACCUACGUGCCCACCAAGCUCGUCGCGCGCCUCGCCUGCACCUGCGCCUUCCUCAACGACGCCCUGUGCGGGGAGGACGGGACCGAGGGCAUGCGAGCAGCCGCCGUUGCGGCGGCGGCGGCGGCGGGCUCAAGCGCAGCCCCGCUGGCCUUCCACCCGGCGGCAGGGUACAAGGACCCGGCGGGCCUGCUCUCCCUGUCGUCCGCGCGCGAGUACGUGGACGCGUUUCUGCACAAGACGACAAACAGCUUCGAUCGCGCCUCCGGGCUCGAGAUUGUGCCGAUGAAGGGCCUCGCGUACGACUCAUACGCUGGCCUCGAGGCGGCGGCGGUGACGUGGAUCGAGCUGUCGGAGGUGGAGGGCGGCGGCGACUCCUUCGUCAUCGACUUCACCUUCCGGCCAGAGACCAUCGCCGAGUUCCUCGCCGCCGGCCCCCUGGCGACCGUCCGCUCCGCCCUCGCGAAGGUCGAGGUGCACAAUGACGAGGAGGAGGAGUGGGACUCGCUCAAGUUCCGCCUCUGCUUCGAGCCGUCCCACCUCACUGCACCGACGACCGAGCUCACCGGCCAGGCGGCCAUCGACGCGUACGCCGCCGCCGCCGAGGAGCCGCCGCAGCCGCCCGCCGAGGGUGAGCUCGCCCAGCACCGGCUCGUCUUUCAGCUCGUCGGCGGCAAGACGGCGUCGCAGGUCUACAUGCUCUCCUUCCACACGGUGCACCCAGACUACCAGGUCCACGUCAAGGUUGGGGACCACCGCAUGCCAAAGUUCGCCUCGCGCGAGACCUUCCACCGCUGGCAUCCCCUCUUCGCCUCCCUCGAGCACAGCGCCAGCCCUCGCGUCCGGAUGCUCAUCCGAGUCAAGCCCGACGGCUCCGGGCCGCUCGGAGACAUGUGCGGCUGCUGCUGA